This is a messenger RNA of Triticum aestivum (bread wheat), 672 nucleotides long. RefSeq lists its product as uncharacterized. The transcript has 3 exons. Gene Ontology annotation, biological process: rRNA base methylation. The coding region runs from base 1 to 672 and encodes 223 amino acids. Gene Ontology annotation, molecular function: rRNA (uridine-N3-)-methyltransferase activity. Lineage: Eukaryota; Viridiplantae; Streptophyta; Magnoliopsida; Poales; Poaceae. The record is from RefSeq and is a predicted model, not a curated record. Gene Ontology annotation, cellular component: cytoplasm.
AUGGCCGUGACGUGGAACGAUGGGGCGGCGUUAACCAAGUGGCUGAAGCACUACUCUUCGGCGCAGGACAUCCUGAUCGUCGGCGACGGGGACUUCUCCUUCUCGCUGGCUCUCGCCACCGCCUUCGGCUCCGGCGCGAACCUCGUCGCCACGUCCCUCGACUCCUACGCGGACCUGAACAUCAAGUACAGCGACGCGACAUCCAAUGUGACGAAGCUUGAGGCGAUGGGCGCCACGGUGCUGCACGGCGUCGACGUGAAAGAUAUGAAUCUCCACGCCAAUCUGCAGCUGAGAUGGUUCGACCGGAUCGUCUUCAACUUCCCUCACGCCGGGUUCAAUGGACGCGAGGACAAAGUGGAUGUGAUCCAGUCGCACAAGGAGCUGGUGAGGAGCAUCUUCGCCACCGCACGGCACAUGCUCCGGCGUCACGGCGAGAUCCACGUCACCCACAAGACCAAGCACCCCUACUCGAUGUGGGGUAUCGAGCAGCUGGCCUCCCAGUCCUCGCUCGCCAUGGUCGAGCAAGCUGCCUUUCAGAUACAAGACUACCCAGGUUAUAACCAGAAGAGAGGGUCGAGCUGGAGGUGCGACCAAGACUUCGCUAUAGGUGAUUGCUGCACCUUCAAGUUCUGCCUCGAAUGGUGGGCGUCGGAUGAUGAUCGCUUUUUUUAG